Nomascus leucogenys (northern white-cheeked gibbon) is the source of this 3620-nucleotide messenger RNA. RefSeq names its product SPG7 matrix AAA peptidase subunit, paraplegin (gene SPG7). The transcript has 17 exons. Gene Ontology annotation, molecular function: ATP binding; ATP-dependent peptidase activity; metalloendopeptidase activity. Gene Ontology annotation, cellular component: m-AAA complex; membrane. NCBI's taxonomy places the organism in Eukaryota, Metazoa, Chordata, Mammalia, Primates, Hylobatidae. The record is from RefSeq and is a predicted model, not a curated record. The coding region runs from base 842 to 3097 and encodes 751 amino acids. Gene Ontology annotation, biological process: protein-containing complex assembly; mitochondrial protein processing.
GGCACCGCGCCUGGCACACCUGGUGUCUCAAUCAGGGAAAGAAAAAAACAGUGGAGGAGGAAACGGCAAGGUUGGAUUCAUUGCGAAGGCACACUGUACGAUAAGAAGCAAAAGGAAAAGCGGUUCUGUUGCGAAAAUCAGUGUCAGCCCUGGGUUUAGGGGAAGGUCCUCUCCACAAACGAACGGAAAACCUCCCCAGCCCCGAGCACCUCUGCAGAGGCACCCGGCCCACUGGAGGGCUGAGGGCGGAUAACCACGACACUGAAAACACUUUCCUGAGCGCGUUUCGGGGCUGAGGAAGAGGGAGGAUUACACGCAGCCCACUGGCUUUGCAACCUCGUCUGUAGUGGUGGAGUGAGUGCAAGUCCAGAAACCAACCAGACCGGCCUUGAAAUUCUGCCCUAACUUCAAAGCUGUGAUCCUCGGCAGGUUACUUUUAAUGCUUCUGAAUCUCUAUACAUGUAAAAUAGAGGUAUUGUAUUUGCUGCACAGGGUUGUGAAUAUUACGUGUGUGUUCGACAUGGAGCUAGGCACUCGGUGACGUUGGCUGUCGUUACCAGCAUUCACUGUUAUGAAUUUGCGGAAUACAGAAAAGCAUAAAUAGGUCGCCCUCAUCCUGCCUCUAUAACAGACCAUCUAGUCUUUGCUAUUCCCACUCAACAAGCUUUCCAGCUCUUGGCGUCAGCUCUAGACCUAAGGCGGACGGAGGAAGGGGUCGGGGUGUCGGAGGAACCCGCGCGCCUGGGAGCCCACGAGGGACCCUGCCCGGACCCGGAGUGCAGACCCCGAAGAGAACAGAGCCUCUUCCCGGCUUCCAGACGGCGCCUCCCCGCUUCCUACGAUGGGCUCGCGCAGCGCCCGGGGCAGGACCAAGGCUCCAGGCGCCUCCGAGAGCUUACAAUUGAGACUGCUAACCCCUACCUUUGAAGGGAUCAACGGAUUGUUGUUGAAACAACAUUUAGUUCAGAAUCCAGUCAGACUCUGGCAACUUUUAGGUGGUACUUUCUAUUUUAACACCUCAAGGAUGAAGCAGAAGAAUAAGGAGAAGGAUAAGUCGAAGGGGAAGGCGCCUGAAGAGGACGAAGAGGAGAGGAGACGCCGUGAGCGGGAAGACCAGAUGUACCGAGAGCGGCUGCGCACCUUGCUGGUCAUCGCGGUUGUCAUGAGCCUCCUGAAUGCUCUCAGCACCAGCGGAGGCAGCAUUUCCUGGAACGACUUUGUCCACGAGAUGCUGGCCAAGGGCGAGGUGCAGCGCGUCCAGGUGGUGCCUGAGAGCGACGUGGUGGAAGUCUACCUGCACCCUGGAGCCGUGGUGUUUGGGCGGCCUCGACUAGCCUUGAUGUACCGAAUGCAGGUUGCAAAUAUUGACAAGUUUGAAGAGAAGCUUCGGGCAGCUGAAGAUGAGCUGAAUAUCGAGGCCAAGGACAGGAUCCCGGUUUCCUACAGGCGAACAGGAUUCUUUGGAAAUGCCCUAUAUUCCGUGGGGAUGACGGCAGUGGGCCUGGCCAUCCUGUGGUGUGUUUUCCGUCUGGCCGGGAUGACUGGAAGGGAAGGUGGAUUCAGUGCUUUUAAUCAGCUUAAAAUGGCUCGUUUCACGAUUGUGGAUGGGAAGAUGGGGAAAGGAGUCAGCUUCAAAGACGUGGCAGGAAUGCACGAAGCCAAACUGGAAGUCCGUGAGUUCGUGGAUUAUCUGAAGAGCCCAGAACGCUACCUCCAGCUUGGCGCCAAGGUCCCAAAGGGCGCACUGCUGCUCGGCCCCCCCGGCUGUGGGAAGACGCUGCUGGCCAAGGCAGUGGCCACGGAGGCUCAGGUGCCCUUCCUGGCGAUGGCCGGCCCAGAGUUUGUGGAGGUCAUUGGAGGCCUCGGCGCUGCCCGCGUGCGGAGCCUCUUCAAGGAAGCCCGAGCCCGGGCUCCCUGCAUCGUCUACAUCGAUGAGAUCGACGCGGUGGGCAAGAAGCGCUCCACCACCAUGUCCAGCUUCUCCAACACGGAGGAGGAGCAGACGCUCAACCAGCUUCUGGUAGAAAUGGAUGGAAUGGGUACCACAGACCAUGUCAUUGUCCUGGCGUCCACGAACCGAGCUGACAUUUUGGACGGUGCUCUGAUGAGGCCAGGCCGACUGGACCGGCACGUGUUCAUUGAUCUUCCCACGCUGCAGGAGAGGAGGGAGAUUUUUGAGCAGCACCUGAAGAGCCUGAAGCUGACCCAGUCCAGCACCUUUUACUCCCAGCGUCUGGCAGAGCUGACACCAGGAUUCAGUGGGGCUGACAUCGCCAACAUCUGCAAUGAGGCUGCGCUGCACGCGGCGCGGGAGGGACACACUUCCGUGCACACUCUCAACUUCGAGUACGCCGUGGAGCGCGUCCUUGCAGGGACUGCCAAAAAGAGCAAGAUCCUGUCCAAGGAAGAACAGAAAGUGGUUGCGUUUCAUGAGUCGGGCCACGCCUUGGUGGGCUGGAUGCUGGAGCACACGGAGGCCGUGAUGAAGGUCUCCAUAGCCCCUCGGACAAACGCCGCCCUGGGCUUUGCUCAGAUGCUCCCCAGAGACCAGCACCUCUUCACCAAGGAGCAGCUGUUUGAGCGGAUGUGCAUGGCCCUGGGGGGGCGGGCCUCGGAAGCGCUGUCCUUCAACAAGGUCACUUCCGGGGCACAGGACGACCUGAGGAAGGUCACCCGCAUUGCCUACUCCAUGGUGAAGCAGUUUGGGAUGGCACCUGGCAUCGGGCCCAUCUCCUUCCCUGAGGCACAGGAGGGACUCAUGGGCAUCGGGCGGCGCCCCUUCAGCCAAGGCCUGCAGCAGAUGAUGGACCAUGAAGCAAGACUGCUGGUGGCCAAGGCCUACAGACACACCGAGAAGGUGCUGCAGGACAACCUGGGCAAGCUGCAGGCGCUGGCAAACGCCCUUCUGGAAAAGGAAGUGAUAAACUAUGAGGACAUUGAGGCUCUCAUUGGCCCGCCGCCCCAUGGGCCGAAGAAAAUGAUCGCGCCGCAGAGGUGGAUCGACGCCCAGAGGGAGAAACAGGACUUGGGAGAGGAGGAGACCGAAGAGACCCAGCAGCCCCCACUUGGAGGCGAAGAGCCGACUUGGCCCAAGUAGUUGGGACGUGUUGGUCGCACGUGCGGGUGGUCCGGGAAGUGAGGGCUUACUCAGCCACCGUGAGUUGCUUUUCAGCGGAGGUUUGCCCUUCCUCUCGCGGCCCUCAGUAGUCCCUGCACAGCGACUUCUGAGAUCUGUUUACUGAUUACCCUUUUCAUGAUUUUAAGUUUCUCUGCAGAAACUACUGACGGAGUCUUGUGUUUGUGAGUCGUUUCCCCUAUGGGGAAGGUUAUCAGUGCUUUCCCAAGUGAGCAUGGAACACCUCGAGUUCCCAGGGUUAUAGACAGUCGUUCCCAGUGUGGCUGAGGCCACCCAGAGGCAGCAGAGCAUUCAGACUCCGAACAGACCCCUGUUCAUGCCGACGCUUGCAUGGCCGCCCCAGUUCCUGUGGCUCCCUCGGAAUGCUAAGGGGAUCGGACAUGAAAGGACCCUGUGAGCCGAUUGUUGUAUCUCCAGCGGCCCUGUCAUGCAGCUCACUCAUCAAUGGGGCCACAGUCAGGCCCAGGCAGUGGGCUCCAGAGGA